This is a messenger RNA of Eubalaena glacialis (North Atlantic right whale), 5739 nucleotides long. RefSeq names its product adenylate kinase 9 (gene AK9). The record is from RefSeq and is a predicted model, not a curated record. Gene Ontology annotation, cellular component: mitochondrion; cytoplasm. Gene Ontology annotation, biological process: nucleobase-containing compound metabolic process. Gene Ontology annotation, molecular function: AMP kinase activity; ATP hydrolysis activity; ATP binding. Lineage: Eukaryota; Metazoa; Chordata; Mammalia; Artiodactyla; Balaenidae.
AUGCAUUUUCUAGCUGAGUAGCUACACAUCAAGUAUAAGAAGCUGUGUCCGUCUAGUAAAGUUCUCUGCACAGCAGUUGCAAUUAGGGCUGCCCAGUUAAGUUUACAGUGGUCCAAUAUCAUCUGUCAUGAUCUGGUUUUUGCAGAAACUCAGACUAGAGAAUUAAACAGGACAAUGCAUCUUUUAAAUAUAUUUUGUAUUAUGACUUCUCAAGAGAAGACAGAAGAGCAUCCUUUUGUGGAUAUAUUUAAUGAAGAUGAAGCUGACAAAAACUUUAUGUUGUCUAAACCUGUUUGCUUUGUUGUAUUUGGGAAACCAGGGGUUGGGAAGACAACAUUAGCCCAACAGAUAACACAGGCAUGGAAAUGUAUUCGUGUAGAAGCUUUACCAAUUUUGGAAGAACAGAUUGCCAGUGACACUGAAUCAGGAGCUAUGUUGCAGUCGAUGCUGAUCAGUGGCCAAAGCAUUCCAGAUGAACUUGUCACAAAGCUAAUGUUGGAGAAGCUCAACUCCCCAGAAGUCUCUCACUUUGGCUAUGUUAUCACUGAAAUACCAUCACUUUCACAGGACGCCAUGACUAUUUUGCAGCAAAUAGAAUUAAUUAGAAAUUUAAAUUUGAAACCUGAUAUUAUAAUCAAUAUUAAGUGUCCUGACUAUGAUUUAUGCCAAAGAAUUUCGGGGCAAAGGCAGCACAGUAGUACAGGAUACAUAUUCACAAGAGAUCAGUGGGAUCCUGAAGUCAUUGAGAGUCGUAGGAAAAAGAAGAAAGAAGCCCAAAAGGAAGGAAAAGGAGAAGAGGAAAGGGAAGAGGAAGAAGAGCAAGAAGAAGAAGAGGCAUUUAUUGCUGAAAUGCAGGUGGUGGCUGAAAUUCUUCAACAUCUAGUUCAGAGGCCUGAGGAUUAUUUGGAAAAUAUCGAACACAUUGUUAAACUUUAUAAGGAAAUAAUUCUUCACCCUUUAGAAGAAGUAAUGGCUGAGCACGAUUCCCAGUAUCUCAUUGAGCUAGACGGAAAUAAGCCCCCAGAGGAGCUCUUCAUGGUAAUUAUGGAUCGACUUAAAUAUCUGAACCUAAAAAGAGCAGCUGUUUUAACCAAACUUCAGAGUGCAGAGGAAGAAAUUAAUGACACAAUGGAAAAUGAUGAGCUGUUCCGUACUCUUGCAGCUUGUAAACUUAUUGCACCAAGAUAUAGAUGGCAGAGAAGCAGAUGGGGACAUACAUGUCCGGUGACUUUAAAAGAAGGUAACAUUUUUCAAGGAUUGCCAGAUUUUUCUGUAAGUUUUCUAGGUAAAAUAUACUGUCUUUCAUCAGAAGAAGCAUUAAAAACAUUUUUAUUGAACCCACGUCCCUAUCUUCUUCCACCUAUGCCAGCACCACCAUUUAAAGUGUUCAUAUUUGGACCUCAGUCUUCAGGGAAAACAACACUUAGCAAUUUGCUUGCAAAACAUUACAAAGGAAAGGUAGUUGACUACAAUAAAAUUGUUCAACCACGUUUUGAUAAAGCCCUUGAAACGCUAACCAGAAAUACUAUAGCUGAGGCCACUGAAGCAGCCAUUAAAGCUGUAAAAGAGCAGCUUCUCUCAGAACUACAAGCUAAAAAACAAGAUGAAAAAGAAACAAGUGAAACGUCUACACUUCAAAGAAGUCAACAAGACUCUCGUCAAGAUCUAAUGUUGGAUUCAAAAAAAGAUGUAAUAGAAUACGUGAUAGAAGAGGUAACUGCAGAUCAUCCAGAAGUUCUUUCCAUAAUAAAGGAGACGGUAAAAAUGGCAAAGGACAUGAACUUUGAACAGCCACAUGAAAAAAUUGCUGAAAUCUUAGACGAAGUUCUCCAAGAGGUAGUUGAAGAAAACAAGAAUAGGUUUUAUGGUGCCCCAAAAUAUGGAGGAUGGGUACUGGACAACUACCCUAUUAUGAAAGAACUGUGGAUGGUCUUAGUCGACAAAGGAAUUCUACCCGAUUUAGUCAUCUGUUUAUCAGACACAGAAAACAAUGGAAAAUAUUUAUUUAAUAGACUGUAUUUAGAAAAUAAACAAGAAAUUGACACUAAGAUUUUAGAAAGGUUAUUGGAUGAACUACUAAAGAAAAGAAAAGAGGAAGAAGCAGCAAGAAAAGCCAAAGAAGAGACAUUGAGAAUAGAAGAAGAAAAUCAAAAGCUAUUGGAAGCUAUGAAUGCGAAAGCAAAAGAAGCAGAAGAAACUGAAGCUGAGGCUGACAAGGAGAUCGAAGGUGAGGAGUCUGAACUUCACGAAGGGUCUGAGGCCCCUGCGGUAGCAGAGGAGACCAGGGGGUCCUUACCUGAGGAGCCUGAAGUUUUCGAGGUCCCUGAAACAGAACAUGAAUCAGUGUCUGAGCCUACCGAGGAUACUACAGUUGGAACAGAAAUUCCAAAAGGAUCCAAAGAGGGACUAGAAACUAAAGAAUUCUCUGAAACAGUUGUACUACCUGAGUUUCCAGAAGACGCUUAUCCUGAUGUUCCUGAAAUGGAGCCAAUUAAAGAGAGUGUCAGAUCUUUCUACUCCACCUGGAGGCAGAUGGAAACAGCAAUCAGUGACUCUUUUACUCAAGUUUUAAACUUGGAGAUUGCUGACAAAACUCCAGAGGAACUACUUCAAAAAGUCGUUGAGACCAUGGAAAAACCUUUCCACUAUGCUGGCUGGGAGUUAACUAUGGACGAUUAUGAUGAAGAAACAGAAGACUAUCAAGCUGAGGCCGAAGGCGAUGAGGAGCUAGAAGAGGAGGAGGAGGAAGAGGAAGAGAAUGAAGAUAGAAUUAAAGAGAAGAGAAGGCAUUUGGGAGAUACAAAGCACUUUUGUCCAGUGGCUCUCAAAGAAAACUUCAUCCUACAACCAGGCAGCACAGAAGAAGCAGCUAAAUAUCGAGAAAAGAUCUAUUACUUUUCAAGUCCUGAGGCUAAAGAAAAGUUUUUGGAGCAACCUGAGGAUUAUGUGGCUCACGAUGAACCAUUAAAGGCUCCUCCAUUAAGAAUAUGCCUUCUGGGCCCCCAUGGCUCUGGCAAAACUGUAUGUGGAAGACAGUUGGCAGAAAAAUUGGGCAUUUUUCAUAUUCAGUUUGAAGAAUUUCUUCAAGAAAGACUAAUGCUUAAAACUGAGAAGAAAGUUGGACCUGAAUUUGAGGACGAUUCUGAGGAUGAACAAUUUGCAAAACAAGAACUUGAAGAGCUUGCAAUUCAGGCCAAUGUUACAAUUGAGGAAGAAAAUAUAAAGAAGCUGCCUCAGGAAGUACAACUUACAGAAGAAGAAGAAGCAAUCAGAUUAAAUCUAACAGAAAAUGAGCCAUUGCCUCCCGAAAUCCUUGAAGCAAUUCUCUCUGAGUGGUGGUUUAAGGAACCGAUACGUUCCACAGGUUUUGUAUUAGAUGGUUUCCCGCGAUAUCCUGACGAGGUCCAGUUUCUGGGGGAACAUGGAUUUUUCCCAGAUGCUGCUGUUUUUAUACAAGUUGAUUAUCAAGAUGUUUCUGAUCGCCUCCUUCCUACCCAAAUUGGAAAGUGGAAAGUGAAACAAAAGAAGAAAUUAGAAAGGAAAAAACUCAUCAAAGAAAUGAAGGCAAAAAUCAAGGAUGACAUGAUUUCUAAAAGAAGGGCUGAACUUAUAAUAGAGAGAGAGCAAAAAAGGAAAGGAGGGGAGACUGUUAGAAAAGAUGAAGACAUGAGCGAGGAAGAACCUGAAGAUGAGGAAGAUGAUAUUGACAACAUCCUUGAUGAAUUUCCAAAAGAUGAGGAAGUGAUGAGUGAGGAAGAUGAAGAGCAGGAAAUUGAUGCGCUCAAACGCCUGAGAGGUGAACUGGGAGAAAAAUUUGAAACAGAUAUGAAUAAUUUACAAAUAAUACAGGAAGAAUUUGAGAAGUUUUUGAUACCAGUAAUUCUCAUUAAUGGAGCUCGGAAAACCCACAUUGUACAAUACAUAUUGAAUAUGAAACUGAAACCGCUGGUGGAGAAUCGUGCAAGCAUUUUUGAGAAAUGUUAUCCAAUAUCAUCCCGCCUUGCCCAGAAAAUGCUCAGCUUUACCUACAAGUAUAUAAGCUCGUUUGGCUACUGGGACCCUGUAAAGCUAAGUGAAGGAGAGACAAUCAAGCCAGUUGAAAAUUCAGAGAAUCUACUUCAUCCUGUAGUCCAUCGUCAGUAUAUUUAUUUUUUAUCUAGUAAGGAAACUAAAGAAAAAUUUAUGAAGAACCCAAUCAAAUAUAUCCGCCAACCCAAACCUAAGCCUACUAUGCCCAUUAGGAUUGCACUUCUGGGGCCUCCAAAAUCUGGGAAAACUACAGUUGCCAAAAAAAUUUCAAGUGACUAUGGCUUAAAGCGUUUGUCAAUAGGAGAUGCUCUGCGUUAUGUAUUAAACCACCAACCAGACACAGAGCUGGCACUUAUGCUAAAUUGGCAUCUUCAUAAAGGAAUGACAGCACCUGAUGAACUGGCUGUUCAGGCCUUAGAAUUAUCUCUGAUGGGAAGUAUAUGUAAUACUGCAGGUGUUGUCAUUGAUGGAUACCCUGUAUCUAAAUAUCAAGUGAGUCUCUUGGAAGCUAGGUCAGUCAUCCCCAUGGUCAUCUUUGAGUUGGAUGUGCCUUCCAAAGAGAUUUUCAAAAGAUUGCUCCUGGAAAAAAAAGAGGAACCAAGUUUGCCUUAUCCAUUGCAUAACAGCUCACAGAUUAUAGCUGUCAAGAACUCAAAGUACCACAAAAAUAUUGAUGAGAUUAGGCAAUAUUAUCAAGAACAACAUCAGAACUGGUAUGUGAUUGAUGGCUUUCACAGCAAAUGGUGGGUAUGGAAUGAAGUCAGUAAGAAGGUUAAAAUGGUGAAUAAACACAUGCAGAUAUACCUGGGAAGAAUAAAAGCAGGAAAAGCUGCCUGCAUUGACAAGUUAUGUAUCUCACCUGAAGAACUGAUUUCUCGCCUGGGCGAAUUUGGACAGUUCUGCCCUGUCAGCCUGGCAGAAUCACAUGAAUUAGUUGAUUGCUCUUUAACUGAUUCCUUGGAAUUUGCAGCAGAGUUCAGAGGGCACUAUUAUAAAAUGAGUUCUCAGGAGAAACUGAAUAGAUUUUUGGAGAACCCCGAAUUAUACGUGCCUCCAUUAGCACCUCAUCCUCUCCCGUCUGCCAACAUGAUGCCCAAAAGGCUGACACUGUCGGAGCUGAAGAGCCGAUUCCCUAAGUGUGCCGAGCUCCAGGGCUACUGUCCAGUGACCUAUCAGGAUGGCAAACAAAGAUACGAAGCCCUAGUACCUGGUAGCAUUCACUAUGCUUUAGAAUAUCGUGAUCGUAUAUAUACCUGUGAGAGUAGAGAAAAACUUGAGAAAUUUUUGAGGUCGCCACUGAAAUACUGGGAUCAGAAGCUUCCUUACAAACGUCCCCCGUUAAAGGAACCGAUGUAUCUCACUAGUCUGCCUUUGCCGGGAUAUCUGGAACAGGGUAUCGCAACUGCUCUAAUUAAAGCCAUGAAUGCAGCAGGAUGCUUAAAGCCCAAAUUCCCCUUCUUAAGUGUACAGAGGUCUGCGCUACUCUAUAUAGCAUUUCAUCUAAAAGCCUUUAAUCCCAAAGGUUCUGAGUACACAAGAAAAAAAUAUAAGAAGAAGAUGGAGCAGUUUAUGGAGAGAUGUGAACUCAUUACAUACCUGGGUGCCAAGAUGACCAGAAAAUACAAGGAACCUCAGUUUAGAGCCAUUGACUUCGAUCAUAAAUUACAAACCUUUCUCUCUCUUAAAAAUAUAGACCCAGUCAAUGGAUAG